UUAACGGUUUCAUACACGGCUCUCUCGGUAAGCCAAUUUAUAGCCAGGGUGACAUUGCGGCAAUAUAACAACGGUUGCCGGCGAAAGAGAUCUCCAAGAAAAUCACACAAAUUCUCGAUCAUCGUAAUUCCAAAAUCAUCCUUAGAGAACUUGCAAUAAAUUGAGUUGGAGUUCAAUUGAAUUUCUUGCAAGGUCUCCAGUUUACCUAAUCUUCCAUGACUUUCGAUUUCCCUUAACCCUAUGCAAUAAUAAUGUCAGACGAUGAGAAAAACACCAUGGUUAACUCACCAACUAGCUCCCGGUCGGUGACGGAGACGGUUAACGGCUCUCACCGGUUCGUAAUCCAAGGUUAUUCGUUAUCUAAGGGCAUAGGAAUCGGUAAGUACAUCGCCAGUGAUGAUUUCACGGUGGGAGGGUUCCAGUGGUCUAUAUACUUCUACCCUGAUGGGAAGAACCAGGAAGACAAUUCGACUUAUGUUUCGGUUUUCAUUGCUCUUGCGAGUGAGGGCACCGAUGUAAGGGCGUUGUUUGAGUUGACUCUGGUAGAUCAGAGUGGGAAAGGGAAGCACAAAGUUCAUAGCCAUUUUGAUCGGUCUCUCGAGAGUGGUCCAUAUACAUUGAAAUACAGAGUGGUAGGUUGGGGAUACAAGCGUUUUUACAGGCGACAAAUGCUAGAAACUUCAGAUUAUCUGAAAGACGACUGCUUGAAAAUCAAUUGUACUGUAGGAGUGGUUGUUUCUGCUGUCGAUUGUUCUAGGUUGCAUACAAUUCAGGUCCCAGAAUCUGACAUUGGAUCACAUUUUGGUAUGCUACUGGAUAACACAGAAGCUGCAGAUGUUGUCUUUAAUGUUGCUGGAGAAAAGUUUCAUGCUCAUAAAUUGGUAUUGGCUGCUCGAUCCCCUGUUUUUCACUCUCAAUUCUUUGGACCAGAGGGAGUUGACCUUGACCUUGACCUUGACCAUGAGAUUUGCUUCUCAAAACCUUGCAGGUAUUCUAUCAAUUCUGUGAUGCGAUCAGAUGGAUUUGAGUAUUUGAAAGAAGAGUGUCCAAAGUUGCAGUCUGAGAUUUUGAAAAUGGUGGCGGGGUGUGAAGACGAGUGUAGCAUUGGUGGUGGUGGUGGUGGUGGGGCAAAGUCACGGAGUGUUUGUGGUCAACUUUCUGAUGGCGGUGAUGCAAAUGGGAGGAGGGUUAGACAAAGAACUUGAUUGUGGUUUUGGUGUUUUUCAUGUACAAUAUUUCUGUAACUACCUACCAAGAACAUGUUAUAAUACAGAGAAUUAUAUAAA
Lactuca sativa (garden lettuce) is the source of this 1286-nucleotide messenger RNA. Its product is annotated as BTB/POZ and MATH domain-containing protein 4. Gene Ontology annotation, biological process: protein ubiquitination. Gene Ontology annotation, molecular function: protein binding. NCBI's taxonomy places the organism in Eukaryota, Viridiplantae, Streptophyta, Magnoliopsida, Asterales, Asteraceae. The record is from RefSeq and is a predicted model, not a curated record.